AUGGAUCAUCUUGACAAAGACCAAGUGAAAUAUGUGGAGGAGCAAAAGGAGGAAAGCAGCAAAUGCCGCAACGUUUGGCAAGAAAUAAUUAGAAAAACUCUUGGAUGUACAAAGGAACAAAUACAAAAAUACGUUGCAAGUUGUAGAAGAGAAAAGGAAAGGGUCAUUUCCAUUCUAUAUGGGAGUGUCUUCCAAGGUGAAAGGUACCUUGCGUAUACAAAAAAAUGGAGAGGAAACACAUUAAACGAAAUCAUCAACCAAGACGAAAGGAAUUAUGCAGAGUUGAAAAAGUUGGGAACGGCAGACAAUAGCUACUUGUGUAGGUUAGCCCUUGGGUAUGUGGACGAGAAGGAUGAUGCAGAUAUUUUUGGACAGAAUGAACAAGCAGAACUUAGCAAUUGUGACCCUAACGGUAACGGUGACGGCGACAUAAGCAAUCACGCUGAAGCUAACGCUAAUGGCAAAACAACCACCAUUACAGACAACAUCACCCUCUCCAAUAAUAAUAACAGAAACGGACCCACCACUGACAGCAACAUGGUCACGAGAGGAAAAGCUCACCAUACAGAAAAUAACGCACCCUUAAACGAAAACGAUGGAAUGUUCGAAAAAUUGAACUAUUUAGAAAAAAGAAAUUAUAGGAACAAGUCCAAGGUAGGCUACUAUAACGGUCUGCACGAUGGUACCACGAACAGCCACUAUUACUAUAGUAACGAAUACGGAAAUGGAACCGCUAAUGUUCACCCUGGGGGUAAUUAUUACAGUGUGGGCGACCGAAAUUUAGGGAGCAGCCGAAGGGUAACCGGCCGAAAUGCAAGAACCAGAAACCCGGGCAGUGACCCCUGUUUCGAACCCCCAUCGGAACAAAAUGACGCAAUAAUUAAAUACAAGUACUUACCCACAGGUGUUUUCUACAGUCGAGUUUCCCGAUCCUUUAUUGCCAAUUGGAUUGAUCAUAAAACAAGAAAACAAAUUAAAGUACCAUAUAAGAUUGCCGAAUUUGGAAUCGAAAAAAGUAUGAUUUUGGCCAUCCUUUCUAGGAAUCAUCGUAUUAAUAAACUGCAUAACGCCUUAAAAUGCUAUGACAACUUAACCACCGAGCAGAAGGAGGAAAUGUUGCAAGCCAUUAGAACCACGCAAAAAAGUGAAAAACUCUUUAACGAUUUGUUAAAACCGAGCGGGAAUGGAACAUCAAAUGGGGAGUCCACACCCAACGGGAGGGGAACUCCCAACGCCCUUCUUCACAGUAGAGCAUCCCCAAACGGCAUAACAGACAGGCAAACCAACCAAGUUAACGUCCAAAUGGACCAACCGAUUGGUCAUGUGGACCAACUAAUCGCUCCACCCAACCAACUAACCAGUCAAUCCAACGAAUUAAACGGUCAACGAAGCCACCUAAUAGGUCCACCCAACCAGCUCCCCUCACUCAGCAGCAACAACAACUCCCCGAAUAGACAACACAACGAACAAAAACCAAAGCGCACAACAGUCAAAAAAACAAGUAUCGAAAAGAGAAAAGCGAAACAGUCCUACCAUAAGGCAGAAAAUUUACCCACUGGGGUGUAUUUUUAUCAAGGCUCCUAUGUAGCCAAUUGGUGGGAAACACAACAAAAGAAACAAUUCAAAGUUCCUUUUAAAAUUUCAGAACAUGGAAUAACCAAAGCCAAAAAUCUAGCCAUCAUUUCCAGAAUUAUUAGAUCAUCCUCUGUACAACAAGUCAAUUUCAUUUUAUCUCAAAUGGAGCAAACAAUGGACAUCACAAAGAUGGACUAUGCUACCAUGGCUGCGUUAGCUAGUAAAUAUAUAUUAACCCAACCUCCGAGGGAGGAGUAA
This is a messenger RNA of Plasmodium coatneyi, 1833 nucleotides long. RefSeq lists its product as uncharacterized. The transcript has a single exon. NCBI's taxonomy places the organism in Eukaryota, Apicomplexa, Aconoidasida, Haemosporida, Plasmodiidae. The record is from RefSeq and is a predicted model, not a curated record. Bases 1 to 1833 code for a protein of 610 amino acids.